GAAGCAACUGAGUGGUCUGACUGACGCUUCUAGGGCUUCAGUAUUUCAGAGGAGGCUUAAGAGAAGAGAGAUGUUCAGUGUGUGCUAAUAAACUGAUAUUUUCUGUUGGUGAUUAAGCCAGGAAAGAAGGGAAGAAAAACACACUUUUGUAUAUAGGAGCCAACUAAGAGAUCUCUGGAGUUCCAUAUUUCACAUCUGACAUGAUGAUUAAAUCAUUCACUGACAUUUUGGCUGCUAUGGGAUAUGUGAUCAAUACAGAGAGAGAAAAUUUUUCAUUGAAAUUUAUAAUGGAACUGCUUGGAACUGGAGUGCUCAUAAUAACUGUAUUUUCCUAUUGCAGAGAAAUACACAAGAAACUGGAACUCAGGAAAGAAAAUGAACAACUCACGAGAGAAAAUGCACAACUCAUGAGAGAAAAUGAACAAUGCACCAAGGAAAAUGAACAACUCAAGAGGGAAAUUGAGAGGAAGAAGGCUCAAUUCAAGUCUGCAUGGAGGGAAAUACCAUUAUAUGCUGACUGGAGGAAAGAAGAGUUUGAGACCGUAAAUCUGACUCUGGAUGCAGCCACUGCCCAUCCUGCCCUCUUCCUGUCUGAAGAGGGGAGAAGAGUAACCUGGCAAGAACCAUCUCAGGAGCUUCCCAGCUGCUCACAGAGAUUUGUCUCCCUUCCCUGUGUGCUUGGUCAGCUGCAUGUCAGCUCAGGGAGAUACUUCUGGGAGGUGGAGGUGCAGAACGCACAUUCCUGGGACCUGGGAGUUUGUAGGAAUAAUGUAGCAAGGAAUGGGAGGGUCACAAUGUCACCACAGAAUGGUUUCUGGGCCAUUAGGCUCUAUGAAGGGGAGUACUGGUGCCUCACAUCCCCAGAAACUUCUCUUACUCUAAAAGAAAAACCCUGUAGUGUGGGAGUAUUCCUGGAUUAUGAGGCUGGAGAUGUAUCUUUCUAUAACAUGACAGAUGGAUCCCACAUAUUCACAUUUUCCAAACAAACAUUUUAUGGUGUCCUAAGACCACUUUUUAGACUUUGGUCCUCUGACUCAGGCCCUCUGAUCAUUGUCCAGAUGCAGGAGAACACAAUGAGGCUGUAAUUCAUAUGCCUAACCUUCCACGAUGAUUAUAAUUCUUCCCACUAGACACAAAUUUAUAUUUUUCUUCCUCCUUUACUGAUUUAUUCUAAGUUGAAGCUCUGAUACACAGACUGAUGGUUGUCUCCCAUAUUACUUCUCCCUUCUUCCUAAGUUAUAGGUCCCUCUUCUUCUCACUCUGCCUAUGACAGCCUAGUACAAAGAUUAGAUUUCCUCACAUCCCCUGCUGAAUGUGACUAAAUUAUGACCAGUGCAUUUUGAGAUGAAUUAUCCUGUAUGAUUCUUUGGAAAAGACCCUGAUCCUGGGAAAGAUUGAGGGCAGAAGGCAAUGAGGUUGACAGAGGAUGAGGUGGUUGGAUGGCAUCACCAAUUCAAUGGACAUGAACUUGGGCAAACUCUGGCAGAUGGUGAGGGACAAGGAAGCCUGGUGUGCUGCAGUCUGAGGGGUUGCAAAAAGUUGGAUACGACUUGUCGACUCAACAACAACAUUCAGUAUGAUCUCUGGAAUGUGUUCUUAAAGGAAAAUUAUGUGAUUUUCUUCUUUUCUCUAACUAUUUGGAUGGCCAGAAUGUGGCAUGAUGGAUGGAUCUCUAAGAACACCUCUGAUCAUAUAAUAUGAUACAGACAGAAAAGAAGAUAUUAAUAGAAUAAAUCUAGAGCUUUGACAGCUUUAUGAGACUACUAUAUUCUCACUUUCUGAAUUACUUCCAGGAAGAAAUAAACUUUAUAUCUUUAAA
Messenger RNA from Cervus elaphus (red deer), 1819 nucleotides. RefSeq names its product butyrophilin subfamily 1 member A1-like. Lineage: Eukaryota; Metazoa; Chordata; Mammalia; Artiodactyla; Cervidae. The record is from RefSeq and is a predicted model, not a curated record. The coding region runs from base 201 to 1085 and encodes 294 amino acids. Gene Ontology annotation, molecular function: protein binding. The transcript has 13 exons.